UCGCUGACCGAUGGAGAGAACAAAGGAGAGUUCACUGUAAAUUUGAAUUGUUAAAUUACGUUUGAUAACUUAAAUUUAAUAACUUUUUUUAAAACAAUUAAUUAAACAGUUUAGAUUUACAGUAAAAAAAAAAAAAAAAGAGAAAGAAAAUAAAGGAGAGAAACCGAAGUAACGGAGAGAAACCCAUCUCUUCGUACUUGGAAGUUUAGAGCUGCAUACCGCAAAGAACGAGCACACCCAGACCCAGUCCGCAUAUUCCAGUCUUCAGUCAUGUAUCAGCCCUCCCACAAGGCGAAACUUAGGGCUUGCAAUGCAUGUCUGUUUUUAAUCUUCAGAGAUUAUCAAUCCGUGAACGGGUCAAUCGGUGCACCAGAUUCAGAUGCCAAUCGUAUCCUGUAUCGAGUGAUUCGUCUUCUGGCCGUCCAAAAUUCCAAAGCAUUGGUGAAAGUUGACUUGAAUGAAACCACUAUAGAUGUAAACAAUGAUGUGCAAAAUGGAGGUUUUUUCACAGGCAGAGUCCAUCAUCCAGCAUUCUCAGAAACUUCAAGGUGAUCUGCAAAUGUUGGGGAUGAAAAUCAAGAAGCAUGAGGACAGCCUAAAAUUU
Molecule: messenger RNA, 604 nt
Organism: Prosopis cineraria
Lineage: Eukaryota; Viridiplantae; Streptophyta; Magnoliopsida; Fabales; Fabaceae
Exons: 4
Coding region: 271-552 (93 amino acids)
Source: RefSeq, a predicted model, not a curated record